This is a messenger RNA of Anopheles stephensi (Asian malaria mosquito), 2746 nucleotides long. It is a transcript of the gene MAPk-Ak2, whose product is annotated as MAP kinase-activated protein kinase 2. The transcript is spliced from 7 exons. NCBI's taxonomy places the organism in Eukaryota, Metazoa, Arthropoda, Insecta, Diptera, Culicidae. Gene Ontology annotation, biological process: protein autophosphorylation; peptidyl-serine phosphorylation; intracellular signal transduction. The record is from RefSeq and is a predicted model, not a curated record. Gene Ontology annotation, molecular function: calcium/calmodulin-dependent protein kinase activity; calcium-dependent protein serine/threonine kinase activity; calmodulin binding. Gene Ontology annotation, cellular component: nucleus; cytoplasm. Bases 809 to 1921 code for a protein of 370 amino acids.
ACCUAUUGCGCCGCUUCGAAACGGGUGCUGCACGCUGUUUUGUUGAUUGCGAUUGGAGUACUUCGGUUAUUUGCGUUGAUGACACAAUGACAAAAAGAUUUCACCGUAUGCUUCGAGCACGGUGAAGAGAAAAUAGAAGAAAGCAUAACCAGACGGAAACAAGCGGCUGUUUUGGGGUGGCCUUUCCAACAAAUCUCAGCGUGCAAAAAGUGCGUGUGCGUGCUGUCUGUGUCGUCGGUCGCCAGUGCGUGUAUUUGUGUUUCCGUUCUAUUGUGUCGCCUCCGUUUUGCAGCUUCGCAACUGUACCCUGCAGAACGUUGUCCGGUGCGCACAUUACAGUAAAGUGUCGUGAGAAGUGUAUUACCGUUAUUGUUAUUGUUGGCGUACAGUUCCGUACGCGCAAUACGUGUGUGCCAUCUUUCGUGAUUAGUUAUAUAAUUGCAUGUACGUAUGUGGCUCGUACACAUAUGCGCCAAUGCCAUGUGCCACCCUUCCCACACGCAGUGAUUCAAACGGAGCUGACCGUACUGUACCAGCGUGAAGCUACUACCCAUUUGAUUUGUUUCGUUUCGGCGACAGCGGCGCGAUUCUAAUCACGGGCAAGUGCGAAAAGUAGGCCUCGGGCAAGUCAUCGCGCGUAGAGAGAAAGUUCGAAGUAAACAAAACAAGGCUGACGUAAUUUCCAGCAGUGCAUACUAAGCGUGUGUGUGUGUGUGUGUUGUUUGUGUCCGAAAUUUGUCCGCUGGUCGCUUUUUCUAGCUGCAAAAGAAGCAGGAACGUAACGUAACAUUUUGGCCUCAUCCCCAUCAUGUACACGAUGAAGCCAAUUCCGGUCCAACAACUGCCGACGCAGCAACAACAGCAGCAGAUGGCCAUGCCGCGACAACCUAAGCUGACGCCGAUCACAGAAGACUACGAUAUAUCCAACACUGUACUCGGUCUCGGCAUCAAUGGCAAGGUGGUGCAGUGUACGAGCAAGGCGACGGGCCAAAAGCAUGCCCUUAAGGUACUGCACGACAAUGCCAAGGCACGGCGCGAAGUGGAGCUACAUUGGCGGGCGAGCGGUUGCCGAAACAUUGUAAAUAUCAUCGACGUGUACGAGAAUAGCUACAGCGGCAAUCGAUGCUUGCUCGUCGUUAUGGAAUGUAUGGAGGGCGGAGAACUAUUCCAACGAAUUCAGGAACGACAGGAUGGUCCAUUUACGGAACGAGAGGCCGCCCAAGUCAUGCAUGAAAUAUGUGUCGCUGUCAAGUACUUGCACGAUUCCAACAUCGCACACCGUGAUCUCAAGCCGGAAAAUCUGCUCUACACAUCGCCCCACCCGAACGCCAUACUAAAACUGACCGAUUUCGGCUUCUCGAAGGAAACGUUCAUCAAGGACACGCUGCAAACGCCCUGCUACACGCCCUACUACGUCGCGCCGGAAGUGCUCGGCCCGGAAAAGUACGAUAAGAGCUGUGAUAUUUGGUCACUGGGUGUAAUCAUGUACAUACUGCUGUGCGGAUUUCCACCGUUUUACAGUAACCAGGGCCUUGCCAUCUCGCCGGGCAUGAAGGCUCGCAUCCGUACCGGGCAGUACGACUUCCCCAACCCGGAGUGGAAAAAGGUGAGCCAGGCGGCGAAGGACCUGAUCAAGGGUAUGCUUAACGUUGAGCCCGAGAAGCGUCUAACCAUCGAACAGGUGAUGAUGAACCCCUGGAUUCGGCGCUACACGGAGGUACCCCAAACUCCGCUACACACUGGCCGUAUGCUGAAGGAGGGCGAAGAAAUCUGGCCGGAGGUGCAGGAAGAGAUGACACGUUCGCUGGCCAAUAUGCGAGUCGAUUAUGAGAUGCACAUCAAGAAUCUGGACAGCUCAAACAACGCACUGCUCAACAAACGACGGAAGCGCGUCGAAGAGAAAGCUGUCCCCAAAGAGUAGUUGUUCACGACAUUCACAGGCCGCCACACCUUAUGUUUUUAUCGUACAUAGCUCACGGGAAGGUUGUUUUAAAAGUGUUUCACUAAGAAAAGACUAAGUUUUAAUCAGCGUUGAGCAUGGUUUGCUGCAAAUGUAAUUGCUUGUAUUUUUUUUUUAAAUCAUUUUAACUUGUGCCGGGUCGGCGUGGAGAUUAGACAUUUUAAUUGCAUUGACAAACAAUCGAAAGACGACGAACGGCCAUCCUACACACGUUGCUUGUCGAGCGUGAGUAUAAGAAGGAGUUGGCGCCAAACAUCACAUUGCUAUACAUACAUACACUAAUGUAUACAUAUUUACAAUGGUGCUGCUACCGUGCGUUUGGAUGUCUCUCUAGCCUCUUGUUCUUGUCCGUCACGGGCGUAGAUUGGAGUUGGAGCACCAAAAGACAAACCAUUCGGUGAUGUGUGUAGCAUGGAGCGCGUGGAAGAAGAUUUUAUUGGCGAUAGUGUAGGCUUGAGGGAAGGACAUUUUAAAACAGUACGUGUGUUGCGCCGCGUGUACAGGAAUCGAAACAAAACCGGAAACAAUAAUCUAAAUGCUAGACGUAUAAUAAGCUUUUUGGCGUUUCAAAAGCAAAAACAAAGGGCUUAACUCUGUUCGCAGCCGCCAGGAAGCGUUCGGCAAACGUGUAUCCAUCCAUAGCAGUGAGACAUAUUUUAAACUAGCGAACCCUGAAAAGGCACAGACGCAGGGCAGAGCUAUCGACAUCAAAUCGAGCAAAUGGGAUAGAAGAAAAAGACUUAAACUCAAAAAAAGAACUAUAUAUGUGUUGACAAAUCUGUAUCA